GCUCGGCAGGUGACAGCCGCGGGGCUCCGAGCGGCCGGCGGCACGGACGCACCGGGGGAGCGGGAGGGCGAGGCCGCGGACAUUUUGCUGGCGAGCCGAGCCGCGCCGUGGUGCCGGGAGCCGUUCGGACCUGUGGAGUCUGGCCACAGAUAAGGGACCAAAAUGACUGACUCAAAGUAUUUCACCACGACCAAGAAAGGAGAGAUCUUCGAGCUGAAGGCAGAGCUCAACAGUGACAAGAAGGAGAAGAAGAAGGAGGCGGUAAAGAAAGUGAUUGCGUCAAUGACCGUGGGCAAAGAUGUCAGUGCCCUCUUCCCUGACGUGGUGAACUGUAUGCAGACAGACAACCUAGAGCUGAAGAAGCUGGUGUACUUGUAUUUGAUGAACUACGCCAAGAGUCAGCCCGACAUGGCCAUCAUGGCUGUCAACACCUUUGUGAAGGAUUGUGAGGAUCCUAAUCCCCUGAUCCGGGCCCUGGCUGUGCGGACCAUGGGCUGUAUCCGCGUUGACAAGAUCACAGAGUACCUGUGUGAGCCACUCCGGAAGUGCCUGAAGGACGAGGACCCAUACGUGCGCAAAACAGCGGCUGUGUGUGUAGCCAAGCUCCACGACAUCAAUGCCCAGCUGGUAGAGGACCAGGGCUUCCUGGACACCCUGAAAGACCUCAUCUCUGACUCGAACCCCAUGGUGGUGGCAAACGCAGUGGCUGCCCUCUCAGAGAUCGCUGAGUCUCACCCCAGCAGCAACCUGCUUGAUCUGAACCCGCAGUCCAUUAAUAAGCUGCUGACAGCCCUGAACGAGUGCACCGAGUGGGGCCAGAUCUUCAUCCUGGACUGCCUGGCCAACUAUACGCCCAAGGAUGACCGGGAGGCCCAGAGCAUCUGCGAGCGGGUCACCCCCAGGCUCUCCCACGCCAACUCUGCUGUGGUGCUGUCUGCUGUGAAGGUGCUGAUGAAGUUCAUGGAGAUGUUGUCCAAGGACCUGGACUACUAUGGCACGCUGCUGAAGAAGCUGGCCCCGCCCCUGGUCACGCUGCUGUCAGCCGAGCCUGAGCUGCAGUACGUGGCCCUGCGCAACAUCAACCUCAUCGUACAGAAAAGGCCUGAGAUCCUGAAGCACGAAAUGAAGGUCUUCUUUGUGAAAUACAAUGACCCCAUCUACGUGAAGCUGGAGAAGCUGGACAUCAUGAUCCGCCUGGCCUCCCAGGCCAACAUCGCCCAGGUCCUGGCAGAGUUGAAAGAGUAUGCAACAGAGGUGGAUGUGGACUUUGUACGGAAGGCUGUGCGAGCCAUUGGGCGCUGUGCCAUCAAGGUGGAGCAAUCUGCAGAGCGCUGUGUGAGCACGCUGCUCGAUCUCAUCCAGACCAAGGUCAACUACGUGGUCCAGGAAGCCAUUGUGGUCAUCAAGGACAUCUUCCGCAAGUACCCCAACAAGUAUGAGAGCGUGAUUGCCACACUGUGUGAGAACCUAGACUCCCUGGAUGAGCCUGAGGCCCGGGCUGCCAUGAUUUGGAUUGUAGGCGAGUACGCCGAGCGAAUUGACAACGCUGAUGAGCUGCUGGAGAGCUUCCUGGAGGGCUUCCAUGAUGAGAGCACCCAGGUCCAGCUGCAGCUACUGACAGCCAUCGUGAAACUGUUUCUGAAGAAGCCUACAGAGACCCAGGAGCUGGUGCAGCAGGUCCUCAGCUUGGCCACUCAGGACUCUGAUAACCCGGACUUGCGGGACCGUGGCUACAUCUACUGGCGUCUGCUCUCCACGGACCCAGUGGCUGCCAAGGAGGUGGUGUUGGCUGAGAAGCCACUCAUCUCUGAAGAGACGGACCUCAUUGAGCCCACACUGCUGGACGAGCUCAUCUGCUACAUUGGCACCCUGGCGUCUGUCUACCAUAAGCCUCCCAGUGCCUUUGUGGAGGGGGGCCGGGGCGUUGUGCACAAGAGCCUGCCACCUCGCACUGCCUCGAGCGAGAGCACAGAGAGCCCUGAGACGGCCCCUGCCGGAGCGCCCUCUAGUGAGCAGCCAGAUGUCAUCCCCACCCAAGGCGACCUGCUGGGUGACCUCCUCAACCUGGACCUUGGCCCCCCGGUGAGCGGCCCACCCCUGGCCACCUCCUCAGUGCAGAUGGGAGCUGUGGACCUUCUUGGUGGAGGCCUCGACAGCCUGAUGGGGGAUGAGCCUGAAGGGAUUGGGGGCCCCAACUUUGUGGCACCCCCAGCAGCAGCAGUCCCAGCCAACCUAGGAGCAUCCAUGGGCAGUGGCCUGAGUGACCUCUUUGACCUGACCAGUGGCGUGGGCACACUGUCAGGGUCGUAUGUGGCCCCCAAAGCAGUGUGGCUUCCGGCCAUGAAGGCCAAGGGCUUGGAGAUUUCAGGUACCUUCACCCGCCAGGUGGGCUCCAUCUCCAUGGACCUGCAGCUGACCAACAAGGCCCUACAGGUCAUGACUGACUUUGCCAUCCAGUUUAACCGCAACAGCUUCGGCCUGGCCCCUGCUGCCCCCCUCCAGGUGCACGCACCACUCAGCCCCAACCAGACUGUGGAGAUAUCCCUGCCUCUCAACACGGUGGGCUCGGUCAUGAAGAUGGAGCCUCUGAACAACCUCCAGGUGGCCGUGAAGAACAACAUUGACGUCUUCUACUUCAGCACUUUGUACCCACUGCACAUCCUCUUUGUGGAGGAUGGGAAGAUGGACCGGCAGAUGUUCCUGGCCACGUGGAAGGACAUUCCCAAUGAAAAUGAAGCCCAGUUCCAGAUCAGAGACUGCCCCCUCAAUGCGGAGGCUGUAAGCGGCAGACUACAGAGCAGCAACAUCUUCACGGUUGCCAAGAGGAAUGUGGAGGGCCAGGACAUGCUCUACCAGUCCCUGAAGCUGACCAAUGGCAUCUGGGUGCUGGCGGAGCUGCGUAUCCAGCCGGGCAACCCCAGCUUCACGGACCUGGAGCUGUCCCUGAAAUGUCGAGCGCCAGAGGUGUCCCAACACGUGUACCAGGCCUACGAGACCAUCCUCAAGAACUGAGGCCCCAUCCAGUGCCCACCCCAGCCUUCUGCCAGCCCCAACAAGGAGUCCCCUGGGAGUGGCAGCACCUCCUUUCUGGAGAGGCCGAGCAAGGCUCCUGGCCACCAUGGAGUUCCCUGGUCCUGACUGCCGGGCCCGCGUGGGUCCUCAGGGCAGGGCAGCAUUCCUCCUGGAGUGAAAUCGCAGUGUACCCCUGUGCUCGGGGACUCCCCUCUUCCGUUGCUGCUGACAGGGUCAGGUGAGGAGGAGGCCAAAGGACAUAGAGCCAGAGAGGCCACAGAAGCUGACCGGGCAGACCUGGGGUUCUUCUCUUCCUUUUCCCGACCGAUGCCUGCAGGCGAC
This is a messenger RNA of Odobenus rosmarus divergens (Pacific walrus), 3354 nucleotides long. RefSeq names its product adaptor-related protein complex 1, beta 1 subunit (gene AP1B1). Gene Ontology annotation, cellular component: membrane coat; clathrin adaptor complex. Gene Ontology annotation, molecular function: clathrin binding. The coding region runs from base 163 to 3012 and encodes 949 amino acids. Gene Ontology annotation, biological process: vesicle-mediated transport; intracellular protein transport. The record is from RefSeq and is a predicted model, not a curated record. The transcript is spliced from 23 exons. NCBI's taxonomy places the organism in Eukaryota, Metazoa, Chordata, Mammalia, Carnivora, Odobenidae.